This is a messenger RNA of Saprolegnia diclina VS20, 588 nucleotides long. RefSeq lists its product as hypothetical. Gene Ontology annotation, cellular component: P-body. NCBI's taxonomy places the organism in Eukaryota, Oomycota, Saprolegniomycetes, Saprolegniales, Saprolegniaceae. Bases 1 to 588 code for a protein of 195 amino acids. Gene Ontology annotation, biological process: deadenylation-independent decapping of nuclear-transcribed mRNA. The record is from RefSeq and is a predicted model, not a curated record. The transcript is spliced from 3 exons.
AUGGGUUUGCUUUGUAGGGCGCCCGCCAACUCGAUCGCAGUGCACCCGAGCGGCAAGCUGGCGUUCUCGGACGCGCGCGACAAGACGCUCCGCACGUGGAACUUGGUCAAGGCGUACACUCGGCGCCUCGACCAGGAGGGGUGUUCCUUUUCCGACGGCGGCAACUGGUACCGCAACCCCGACGCCGGCCUCAUCGACCUCAGUGGUCUCUAUAAAGUCCGCCUCGACCAAGGAAUGCGUGCCGCCGCCAAACGAGUCGAUACGCUUUGCCGCGACAUUGACAGUCUCUUGGCAUCCACAAAGUACGAGGUGGCGUUCCAGACGGCGCUCGGCGCCGAAAACGUGGCGCUGGUGUUUUACACGUGCACCAACGUCGAGACGUGCUUCGUGCUUGGCGUGCGCCCGCCCGUGCUCUCGCAGAUGAUUGUGCUCUGUCUCGUGCAGCAGCUCGGGUCGGACCUCCAGCGCGACUUGGGUCUGAGCCUUAAGUGGGUGCAGGAUUCGGUCCUCGUCAUGAACUCGCGAUACGGCGAUCGCGCCUUUGCCCUCGUGCACCACAUUUUUAACUCGAUGUUGAGUUAUACCUAG